Messenger RNA from Dendrobium catenatum, 2440 nucleotides. RefSeq lists its product as uncharacterized. The transcript is spliced from 16 exons. The coding region runs from base 277 to 2085 and encodes 602 amino acids. The record is from RefSeq and is a predicted model, not a curated record. Lineage: Eukaryota; Viridiplantae; Streptophyta; Magnoliopsida; Asparagales; Orchidaceae.
UUUUAGCCUCUUCGCCAUGAUGAUUCAUUGAGUUCUGUUCUACGAGAUCAACUAACAGCGGUGGCUGUUUCAUGCAACGGGAGCAGUUCAUACGCGAGCCCGCCGGAAUCCUCGGCCGCCUGUCACCACCAUGCGGAGCCUUGCUGACUUCUUCUUUACUCAGAAAUCUCAUUGUAAAAGACAGAGCCCUGGCUCCCCUCGUCGCCGAUCCUAUUUCACCCUUAUAUUACCUCCUAUUUCUGAUCCCCAAGCCACUGCCCAUCCUUGUGGACGGCAAUGUCGUGGCUAAAGACGGUUGUAAAACGCGCCGUCGAGGUCAGCCGUGAGAAGCGCCUUGGUCGUACCGUCCACUACUACGCUGAUACAGUCGUUCAGCACGCCGGACAGGCCGUCGCCGGUGGCGCUCGGAUUCUUCAAAACCGGAUUGGGAAUAACAACCAUCCGAGCUUCAAGUAUGCGGUGAAGCGACUGGAGGAAGCUGCGGUUUCCUGCAAGGAGAGAGACAGGGUUGAAUUGCUGAAGCUGUGGCUGAUUUCAUUGAAAGAAGUUGAAAGGAUUUGCGGAGCUUCGCAGGAGAGCAUGGGUGCGGAUUCACCUCAAUCGGUUGAAUUACCAUAUUCUUCUCCAACGGUUCCAAAGAAUUAUUCUUUGGUUCUAUUUUUUGAUUCUGACCAGGAAGGUCAACCCAUAAACUUCCAUGAAAUGUUUCUUCAAAGUCAGGCUCUUGAAGGCAUGACUAUGUCUAUGAUUCUGGAAGAACCAAAUAUUGAGGAAGUCUCUCUACUCAUGGACAUCUUUGGAUUCUGUUUGAUAGGAGGUACUGAAGUUCAUAGUGCCAUUAUAAGCAAUAUACAAGACCUAGCGGCAGCAUUUUCAAGUUACAAAGAUGAAAUCCUGGCUUUAGAAGAAGCUCUUGAAGAAGUUCAACUAUGCUCAAGAUUGAAUGAACUGUUAUUAAAGAAAAAGACUUUUAAAAAUAGGGACACAUUGGCGACACAUAAUGAGAAGAUUGGCAAAUUAAAAGUUCUAGCAGAAUCUCUUGCGAACUCAUCUUUGAAGGCUGAAACACGUAUUUCAGAUCAGAGCAGGCAUCAGCUAGAAGAUGCUCUCAACUUUCGUAUGGCAAAAACCAGUGAAGUUAAUGAGACUGAAGAGGGAUUGAUAGCAGAGAUUUCCGGGCUUGAGAAACAAAAAGAUGAACUUGAAGCUCAAUUAAAUAAGGUAACUAUUUCUUUAAAGGCUGCUCUCCUUCGCCUUCACAAGCACAGGGAAGAGAGGAACUACUUUGAUGAAGCAAACAAUGAGAUCAUUCUACACUUUAAGGCAAAGGAAGACGAGCUUUCAAGAUCUGUUGCUUCAUAUAAAUUAGAAGCGCAUAUAAUCCGUACAUGGAUUGAUUUCUUAGAAGAUACCUGGCAUCUCCAGUCAUCUUAUUCGAGCCAGAAAGAGAAGCAGACAAACCAUGAGUUGGAGAAAUAUGGAACAUUUCUUGUGAAGCUAAUUAAGCAUCAUCUAUUGGCAUGCAAGAAUGAUCUGGGAGUCUCUGUGAACCUUAUGAAGGCACUUGUUGACAACUUAAAGAAUUUCAAUGAAAGGGAAGAUGAGGCGUCUAGUGCGUUCACCAAGGUUUUACUAGAAUCAAAUUCACGGGAAGUCCUUGAGCAGGAAUAUUUGCAUGUUGAAAGAAAGAUUAUCACUGCGUUCAUUGUUGUUGACCACAUGAAAGAGCUAUUCUAUGCUGGACAAGAUGGUGUCUCCAGGAGAUAUGAUCCUCAAAUAGAAGAACUAUUUAAUUCCACUGAGAAAGCAAGAAAAGAAUUUGGAACUAUAGAAAGACCAAACUUGGAGAUUGAAAAUUCAAAAGAAAGGGAAACCUCAUUAGAAAAGAAAUUGCAGAAGAGCCCCUCUCUAGCAGCACUUUCAUUCAGCACACCAAGAGCUAUGGGUACUGAGUCUCCAGAAUCAGUUGAAUCACCCAGUGAACAAAAAAUGUAUUCAGCAGCAGAUUUAGCAAAAAUGGAUUCAGAAUAUGGGAGCACCACUGGAGGUUACUCAAGUGAAGAUAUAACUGAAUGGGAAUUGUGAUAUACCUUUCUAUCUUAGGAAAAAUUAUUCUGUGAGGACCUGGACAGCGUCUGGAGACCGACUAGAAUGCACCACUUCACUUUUUUGCUCGGUCCUGAUUCUCGGUAGCUCGGUACCAGGUGACGUGGGUCGUUCUGGUUGGUCUAUGGACCGUCUGGUAUCCGCACUAAAUAAGUUUUCAGAAAUGAAAUUGGAUGGUAUAGCACUAUAGCAGGGCAUUCCAUUGAAGCACAUAAUUCUAAAUUUACAUGAUAAACUUGGGAGUGUUUGGGAUCUUUUUUUGCUUUUAUUUUGUAUUUCUAUUUAUAUUCUUGUGUGAGGAUCAUGAAUGUUGGUGAAUCUUCAAAGUUUUUAA